AUGCUCUUUACCUGCAGUGGUAGUGCAAACGUUAAAAAUCAGCGUGUUGUUGUAUUCGGGCAGGAGCAUUUGCCGAAAAGGUCAAAUUCAUCAUUUGACGAGCAGCGUAGUGAAUUGCAAAGUGGUCGAAACAGUCAAGGUUCAGCAUCGUGUCCAGAAACAUUUCGAACCUAUGCUAGUAGCCCUACACGGGACAGUCCAUACUUCAGAAGUCGCAGCAAUUCACGAAGUAGCUCACGAACUGAAAUCUUACAACCUGGGCAGUGGACAACUGUAACGUCACAAGUGAAAUUUCGUGCACUUACACCAACUGAACAACAGGAAGUUUUUGAAAAGCAGAAAAGAGAGAGAUUAUUACGUGAAGAAUCUGGUGAGUAA
Loa loa (African eye worm) is the source of this 378-nucleotide messenger RNA. RefSeq lists its product as hypothetical. The coding region runs from base 1 to 378 and encodes 125 amino acids. The record is from RefSeq and is a predicted model, not a curated record. The transcript has a single exon. Lineage: Eukaryota; Metazoa; Nematoda; Chromadorea; Rhabditida; Onchocercidae.